Molecule: messenger RNA, 321 nt
Organism: Aspergillus luchuensis
Lineage: Eukaryota; Fungi; Ascomycota; Eurotiomycetes; Eurotiales; Aspergillaceae
Exons: 1
Coding region: 1-321 (106 amino acids)
Source: RefSeq, a predicted model, not a curated record
AUGAUAGAUGUUGUAUCCAAGGAUGUUUGUUGCUCAGCUGAGACAGGCGCAAGUCACUUGACCCCAGCCAGGCCAGUCCUCCAUCAACUCCGCACUUCCCCACUCUUGCGCUUUCUUUCUCCAUCUUCUUCCCUGCUGUUCAGCCAUUCCGGCUUUGUUCUGAGCCUGUGGAUGUGUUCCCACUUGCCUUUCCCACUUCCCGAGGCAGAUAAUAUAGAUGUCAUCGCUCGGACAAUGGCUGCAAUUCGGCAAAUGCCAGUCCUUCUACCACUCGAUUAUGGACAAAUGCCAGGCAGUGGUCGAUCGCGUUCAAACCCAUGA